GAAAAGCAAAGUUGGAGAAAAAAAAUUUCCUUUAAAAAAAAAAGAAAAGCCGGUCUCCUUCAUCUUCCCGUCCGUAAACCCUAACUGACUUAUACUCAUCAAUCGUCCUCCUCGAUUGCUCCUCCCCUGAUUCCGAUCCACUCCGAGGCCUCAUGGCGGCGACCGAUUCUCGUCGCCUUGCAGACCUAGAUGUCGACGAGCUGGACCGCCUCCUCCCGUUGAUCAAGGUCACCCCCUUCGCCGCGCACCGCACUUCUGCCCCCAGAGGAUGUGGUUGUCCUUGUGCGGCGCCGAGGCGGAUGGAGGAGUCUCAGGCCUCGUCGGAGAGGACUCCAAAUCCCCCCCACAAUCGCUCAGUCGCCUUUGGACAAUUCCAAGAAAGACUCCGAGAAAGCUUUACGCAGUAAGUACAUGAUUUUAUCAUACAAGAAAAGAAAAGCAAGCAAAUAAUAAAGCCAAUAAUUGUGGGAAGUUAAUUUACUCACUUAUGGGGGUGGCAUGUAUUACCCGACCCAUCAUUAAUAAAAUGGUUAUAAGGUAGAGUAUAUCUACCUUCCAGCAUAAAAAAAAACUUAUGGGGGUGCCAUUGUACAAAGAAUGAGAUAUGGGGUAGAAGAAUUACGAUUGUUUGUCUGUUUUUUUUUCUGUAAACAAAUGUAGUCUGCUUCCUAGAUUGCUUUGCUGGACUCGUCAUCUUGCCGGCAGAGCAAGAACAACUUGUGGUGCUCAAAGCCAUCCUUGAUUCCUUCUCCGAGGCCACUGGGCUAAAAAUUAAUUUUCACAAGAGCACCUUCCUCCCUAUCAAUGUCCUGCAUGAUGAGGCGGUUCGGCUGGCUGGGACUCUCGGUUGCCCGAUAGCUUCCUUCCCCCAACCUUAUUUAGGCCUCCCUCUCUCUGUUACCAAGCUAUGCCUCGCGGACUUCCAACCGCUCAUCGCUAGGAUUGACGAACGUCUUGCCGGUUGGCGCGGUCACCUUCUGUCUUCUGAUGGACGGCUCACUCUCAUCAAUUCGGUGCUCUCCGCCCUCCCUUCCUAUAUGAUGGGAGCCAUCCUUCUCCCUAAGGGUGUGUUGCCGCCAUUGACAAAUGCCGAAGAGCUUUCUUCUGGACAGGGGAUGAACACUGCCAUGGUGACAACUGCAAAAUUGCGUGGGACAUUGUUUGUUCUCCGAAGGAAAAAAGGUGGUGCUGGGAUAAAAAAUCUUGAAGUCCAGAACAAUGACGAGGAUUCUGCGUCGUGGAUUGACUGUUUUCAAACUGAACGGGUCUAUAGUGCUUUCUCAGGUGACAAAAUCGAAGGGCCUAAUGAAACCUUUAUAGUUAACUGUUGGGCCUGUAGCCCAUCUACAGUAAUUUAUCUCAGACUACAAACCUUUCCAAGUUGGAGAUUUUUUUUUAAAAAAAGGAGAAAAGCAAAAGUUGAAGAAAAAAAAUUUCCUUAAAAAAAAAAAGAAUAGCCGGUCUCCUUCGUCUUCCCGACCGUAAACAUCGAGAUUCUAGAGAGACGAGGCGCGGGACCAGUGAAACCCUAACCGAGCUACUCAUCUCUCGUCCUCCUCGAUUGCUCCUCCACCCGAUUCCGAUCCACUCCGAGGCCUCAUGGCGGCGACCGAUUCUCGUCGCCUCGCAGACCUAGAUGACGACGAGCUAGACCGCCUCCUCCCGUUGAUCAAGGUCACCCACUUCGCCGCGCACCGCACUUCCGCCCCCGGAGGAUGUGGCUGUCCUUGUGCGGCGACGAGGCGGAUGGAAGAGGGUCAGGCCUCAUCGGAGAGGACUCCAAAUCCCCCCACAGUCGCUCAGUCGUCGUUGGACAAUUCCAAGAAAGAUUCAGAGAAAGCUUUACGGAAACGCAGUAUAAAGAUGGCAAUGAAGAUUAUCAAUUACUCUGAAGACUGUAUGAGAAAGAUUGUAGAGUUGAAUGCCACUCUCCCUCUGGAUCAGCAUUUCUUCCCUGCCUGCAUCUGGCCACGGGACCUUGAGGACUUGCGUUUUUCCAAGAUUGGGUUUUACGUUGACUAUCGCUUGAAUGACACUUCUCCAACCACUUGGGGGUGUAAGCGCUUUGCACAUGAAGACAAGUAUGUUGCAUCAACUAUGCUGCGGAUCAAUGGACUAGUGUUUACUGGAGAUUUCCCACAUGGCCGGUCCAUGCAUGUUUAUGGUUUUGUGGCUGUGAGGGAUGAUAAAGAGCCAUUGAGGAACUAUAUCUUCAAUGUCAGCAGGGAGAAGGCUUGUCAAUUGAACCUGGAUUCGCCUUCAUUGGAGAUUAGUCCCCCCAUGCGUGGCAUCUCCGUAUGGGACAGUGCUUUAAUCGAGUUUCACUUGAAGGUUAAGGGCAGUGACAGUGAUAGUAGUUCAGAUGAUGACAUACUCAUUAACGCCUGUAUGGAGUUCGACUAUGAGACCAUUGAGCAUGACAAAAAGUUGAUAUCAAGAAUUGAUGGCCCGUUCGGUCCACUUGAUAUGCGUUAUAUCUUCUUAAAGAAUGGGAUUGAGGCCACUAUCGAUAUUGAUCUGGGCAGCACAUCUGAAGCUUAUGAUAUUUUGCUUGUAGCAUUUUCAGGCGAGGAUUCCAUGACGCUUUACAAGGACCGUGUUGGACAGCAUACCAAGUUUACAGCCGUUGUAAUUGUUCCUUUAGACGAGUUGUUACAUAUCAAAGCAUUUGGCACGUAUGGUUCGUCUCAUUUUGAUGGCAAUAUUGCUGUGCCUGUAUUAAAGCAUGGAAGCUGUAAGAAACCGUUUUGGUUUCAGUUGGCAGAGAAGAAGUCGGGGCAUAAGAAUCUGCCUAGAGCUUGCCUGGAGGUCACGUUUUCUACGAUGGGUUACUAUAACACGGGAGAGAUGUAGAACAAAUGACUGCAAGAACUGCUAUUUUGCUCUAGAGCAUUUCGUUUUCCUGGGCUGUGAAAUGUUUAAGAGUUGUGAUUUGAUACUGAAAUCCGUAAGUUGUAUUUUAACUGAAAUCGAUAAUGAUGUUUUAUCGAUCGUCAGUUUCUUUCGCUGUGAUAUGGAUGCUUGUAUGUUUUCCAAAGUUUGAGUCACCCGUUGAAGUAGGGACUGACCACAGACGGGCAGUCAAAUCUUGUUUGUCAUGAA
Molecule: messenger RNA, 3102 nt
Organism: Oryza sativa Japonica Group (Japanese rice)
Lineage: Eukaryota; Viridiplantae; Streptophyta; Magnoliopsida; Poales; Poaceae
Source: RefSeq, a predicted model, not a curated record